AUGUAGACUGUAGCAGUGUAGCGGGUAGCCUAAUCAAAAUCAUGAAUCAGCUGUGAGCUGUUUAGAAAAAAAUGUUAUGUUACCACUACUAUUUGUUAAAGUAAACUUCAAUUUUAAAAACAUUUAAAUGAUAUAUAAUCAAUAAUAAGGUUAGUUAAGUGUUGGCUAAGCAUAAUUGAAAUAUUUAAACUCAAUGCCACUAGUAUUCAAUAUAUAUAGUAUUUAAGGAAUCAAAAACAUCGAUGGCUUUACCUACAGCGCAGCCUGCUGAGGUACUUCGUGCUUGGCAGAAAGAUAAUUUAUAUGAAAAGAAAUUAUCUGCAUCGUUAGCGAAACUAAUUUCCUCUCAGCACGCAUCCAAGACUAUUCCUUUUUCUUUUGUACUAUACAAAUCUUUUACAACCCUACGAGAUCUACAAACGCUUGGUGAAGAAUAUUCUGGUAUUGUGCAAGUCGAUGACUCCUAUCACAAACUACCAACAUUUUGUAAUCGCCUCAUAAGCAUUUUACUGUCAGCCUUCGGUGAGAACAUAACACAAAGAUUACUUCGUAGUGUAGAAAAGCAGAUUGAAAUUAAUUCAACAUUAAGACCAGCAGCUCAAAAUCUAUUUUUAGUGACUUUAAAAGCAUUAGGUAAUAUUUUACCACAAUUUGAAAGCAUACAUAGGGCAUUAUCUUACAUUAAUGGUGGUCCACUUGAAAUUGGUAAAACAUUGACAGGAAUAAAUUAUGUCCAUGUAAGACCAGCUGCAGCUGCUUAUUAUGCACAUCUGAGGCUACUAGGGAUAGUCACACUAUUGCAUGCAGUUAUAAGUUGUGGCCAGAAUCUAUACCAGGCCAAGAAGCACCUGGAGCAGAUGGCUGAUUUUCCAAAUGAAGUGGAUAAUAGUACGUCUUGUGUGGCAUGCUUAGAUGAAAUAGUACAACCAUGUGUUUUACAAUGUGGGCAUUUUUUCUGCAUGCAAUGUUGUUAUGGUGCAUUAGAGAGUUGUGCUUUAUGUAGGACACCAUUUUCUAAAAACAGCGUUGUACCAUUAAUGAACUACUGUGCUAGUAUGAACUAGUAUACUAUUUUUCAGUGUAAUAUAAUCUUAUGGUCUGUGUUAAGGUUAUGGGCACAAUAUGUUCAAAAUAAAGUAAAAUAUUUAUAUUGGUUUUAAAAAUUAAAAUCAUUAAGAACUUCUGA
Messenger RNA from Pieris rapae (cabbage white), 1186 nucleotides. RefSeq names its product peroxisome biogenesis factor 10 (gene Pex10). The transcript has a single exon. Lineage: Eukaryota; Metazoa; Arthropoda; Insecta; Lepidoptera; Pieridae. Gene Ontology annotation, biological process: protein import into peroxisome matrix. Gene Ontology annotation, cellular component: peroxisomal membrane. The coding region runs from base 243 to 1064 and encodes 273 amino acids. The record is from RefSeq and is a predicted model, not a curated record. Gene Ontology annotation, molecular function: zinc ion binding.